GACAGAUUUUCACUGUUGGCUGCUGGUUUUAAUUUAUGCAACAUCGAAGUUCUUGUUACAGCGAAAACAGCGCAGUGGAAAAUAUUUCUCCUUGAGUUCUCCUUUCACUGUCAAUCUUUAGUCCUAUUCUCUCUCCGUACUCCCAACGCCAUGAUGUUGGAAAUCCCCACGUUUUUAUUAUCACUGAAGUUUCAUAAUCAUACGAUCACGAUCCAUGUAUAGGAGAGAUACCACCGCAGGAGCGCGUACCUGCAGGCCCGUUGGCACGUUAAAGCAUAUCAGUCUCUCUCUCUCUACACACACACACACACACACACACACACACACACACACGCACACACAAAGUGAUGCCACUCUGAACUUUUUUUUUAGCUCGAUGAUGAAAUCCUCAAAUUCCCAUUCCUGUCCCACGCUGCAAUAGCUUUAAUCCACCCACACGCGCAUAAUUUACGCAGACGAAAAUCACUGCAUUUUCGGUCUGUUUUAUUAUCUCCAUGGUGCCACGUUUGCCAGGCGCGCUUGGUUCAAAGUAUUAAAGUGCGCCUCUGUUUGACUGUGUCGGAACGUAGUGAAGCAGGAGGCCGCGCAUUUUCUCUCCCUUUCGUUUUCCACCGCACACUUUACCUCCGGGGCGCCCUUGCGCAAUCGCGACGAGAGCGGCGGAAAGUCUGUGCGUCUCGCUUUCUCACCUCCUCUGUGAUCAGUAAGGGGAGAGGGACGAUGGGGGUGGACAGGGAAACCCAUGACUUCCGUGUUUUUCCUCUCUCUCUCCAGUGUACACUAUAAAAAGGAGUCAUGGUGUCCUCAGUCCACAGACUGAUCUGUGUGAUGUCGAACGGACUACCUUUUUUGGAAUUAAACUAACCGACAACUGGACCUCUAUAACUUUCACAACUUUUGCACCGCAAGUGUUUUAUUCGCUCGUCUCAGAAAGUGCAGUGCUUGGACACUUUCCCUGAAAAUCAGAUAUCACAUUGCGGAUUAAUGGGACAUCAAAAUAAAGAAGUGGACCCCGAGUCUCUCAGGGAACGCCGACAUGGAGGCUGCCUGAGCAUUUUUCUCGUCGUGUCCAUCGCUUUUCUGUUUGUAGCGGUGACAGCGCUGGCUGCUGCCGGGAUGAUGUCUGUGAUGCAGCUGCGGUCCAAACUUGAGUCCUCGCUUCCGAACUCUCCAUAUGGGAUGGCGAAGUCAACAGGAGAUACGUCGCCCCCUGUGUAUAAGAUGCAGAAUGUUGUCUACCUAAGGCCCGAUACAGCCAUCUUGGGUAACAUGACGAUGGAGUGGUCGCCAACAUUCUACGGUGAUGGGGAGACCAUAGGAAGCAACUACAUCUAUGACAAAGCACAGCACUCACUGAAGCCACAACGGGAAGGGAUGUACUUCAUCUACAUUCAGCUCAAUCUCACUUGCACCCACAAAUGCAGUGCUGGCGUCCUCAGCAUAAAUGUGGGCAACAAGCUCACCUGCCACGUGGACCUUCCGGAAAAAAAUAGACCUGUCAGCAAGAAGUGUUGGACUGUCGCACGCCUGGGUGUAGAUAAACUGCUCACUCACAUGACUGUGUCAAAAGCGCUGCCCUACUGGAAACUGGAGUCGACUGGCUCCGAACUGGGGAUGUUCCUUGUGGACUGAUUCGGAUGCUGUUGUGCAGUCGGUGUCAUAUAGAUUCAGACAUGCCUGCGAUCUGUGGCUUGUAACUGAAGAAGAACUUAAGUGUUUUCUUAAAGCCUCAGUUGGUGAAAGUGUAGCGGGCAGGCCCUGGUGCCACACUCAGAGCUACGACAAGAUUUCUGGCAAACACAGGGUGUAAGACAAAGAAGCUUGUUAGGACUUUGUCAGGAGAAGUUGCAAAGUUGCUGCAACAAAAAAACUGGACACGCACCUCAUUCUGUGUCAAUGUGUAUAUAAUGUUUCUCUGUGUAAUAUAUUUAUUUGUGAUAAGGAACUAUUUAACUACCUAUAUUUAUAAUGCAGAUUUCUGUACACAUUUAUUUUGAUGUAGAUUCCACUACAUUAGGAUUGAAGUGCAAUACACUGGGGUUUUAUUCAGCCUUUAUAGCUCUCGUUUCAUCUUAUAGGUGCCGUCAAUUAAAAAAAAAAAAAAAAAGUGUGGUUAUGACACUGCACCCUAAACCACAACAAGCCCCUCUGAGACUGUUUUUAGCUCUACGAUAGUACUGAGUCAUGCGAUUUUUGUACCAAAUAAUGACUUAAAAAGAUUCGUAAGAUUUAAAUGUACUUUUGCAAAAAGGUCUGAUUGAAAACGACCCUGAUGUAACCAACACUGGAUCAGAGUAACUAAAAUGUAUUUAAAUUUGUCGGUCUGGUCACAGACAAUUCAAGUUCAAUGCUGGAGCUAAAGCUAAGAAAAUGUUUUGCUUUUUUAAAGUGGUCUCAGUCCUGUGGACAGACACCUCUCCGUUGAAUGUAUUUUAUUGUAAUCCAUAUUAAACAUGGAUAUGGUAAGAA
Molecule: messenger RNA, 2469 nt
Organism: Mugil cephalus (flathead mullet)
Lineage: Eukaryota; Metazoa; Chordata; Actinopteri; Mugiliformes; Mugilidae
Exons: 3
Coding region: 985-1632 (215 amino acids)
Biological process (GO): immune response
Cellular component (GO): membrane
Molecular function (GO): tumor necrosis factor receptor binding
Source: RefSeq, a predicted model, not a curated record